Xyrauchen texanus (razorback sucker) is the source of this 2593-nucleotide messenger RNA. It is a transcript of the gene def8, whose product is annotated as differentially expressed in FDCP 8 homolog. The transcript has 12 exons. The coding region runs from base 311 to 1624 and encodes 437 amino acids. Lineage: Eukaryota; Metazoa; Chordata; Actinopteri; Cypriniformes; Catostomidae. The record is from RefSeq and is a predicted model, not a curated record.
CAGUCACAUACACACCCUGAACAAGAGCCGAGCAUAUACAGUCGAGCUUGUGUGUGUGUGUGUGUGUGUGUGUGUGUGUGUGUGUGUGUGUGUGUGUGUGUGUGUGUGUGUGUGUGUGUGUGUGUGUGUGUGUGUGUGUGUGUGUGUGUGUGUGUGUGUGUAUAUAUCCUACUGUAUACAUCGAUGGAAACAGUGACAGCAUUCAGUGAUUAAUCAGUUUAUCGUGUGGGAUUAUGAUGAUGAUGAUGAUGAUGAUGAUGAUGAUGAAGCUCUGCUGAUACCGAAUAAAGCGUAAGAUGUGAGCAUUGUCAUGGAAUAUAAUGAAAGACUUGCUCGCUUUCGUCAGGGUCUUGUCAAUCCAUUUGACAGGGGAGAGAAUGACAGCAGCUCAGAUGAGAAAGAUCCUCCCAAACAUGAGGUAAGGUCGGAGGUCUUUGAAUCCAGAAGUCAGAGUUCAGACCACACGAUGGAUCUGGGCUUGGCUGAAGACCACUUCUCUCGACCUGAUGGCUCAUUCAUUGCAUCUGAUAUAGAGCAGCUGAAACAGGCCAUAGAAGAGUGCAAGAGACUGAUCUUAGAACUACCAGAACAUUCUGAGAAACAGAAGGAUACAGUGGUAAAACUGAUCCAUCUUCGACUCAAACUUCAGGAGUUAAAGGACCCAGAGGAAGAUGAGCCCAACCUGCAGGUUCUGUUAGAACAUCGCUUCUCAAAAGAGAAGAGCAAGAGUGUCAAACAGACAUGUGACAAGUGCAGCACCAUCAUCUGGGGCCUCAUUCAGACCUGGUACACCUGCACAGGGUGUUAUUACCGUUGCCAUAGCAAAUGCAUGAAUCUCAUCACUAAACCGUGUGUGAAGUCAAAGGUCAGCCACCAGUCUGAGUACGAACUGAACAUUUGUCCUGAGAUCGGACUGGACAAACAGGACUACAGAUGUGCAGAGUGUCGCACACCCAUAUCUCUACGGGGUGUUCCCAAUGAGGCACGGCAGUGUGAUUAUACGGGUCAGUAUUACUGUAGCAGCUGCCACUGGAACGACACUGCCAUCAUUCCAGCUCGAGUCAUACACAACUGGGAGUUUGAGGCCCGCAAGGUGUGUCGUUCAUCCAUGCGUUAUCUGGCUCUGAUGCUGUCGAGGCCUGUGCUCAGACUGAAGGAGAUCAAUCCUCUGCUAUUUAACUUUGUGGAGGAGCUGGUGGCGAUCCGUAAGUUACGUCAAGAUAUCUUACUAAUGAAGCCAUAUUUCAUCACCUGUAAGGAAGCAAUGGAGGCACGACUGCUGCUGCAUCUUCAGGACCGUCAACACUUUGUGGAGAAUGAUGACAUGUACAGCCUUCAGGACCUGAUUGACAUCUCCAGUGGGCGUCUUAGCUGCUCCCUCACUGAGAUUCACACAACCUUCGCCAAACACAUUAAACUGGACUGUGAGAAAUGUCAGGCCAAAGGCUUCCUGUGUGAACUGUGUAAAGAAGGCGACAUUCUCUUCCCAUUCGACAGUCACACCUCCGUCUGUCACGACUGCUCCGCUGUUUUCCACAGGGAUUGUUACUAUGACAACUCCACCACAUGCCCACGCUGUGCCAGAAUGCUGGAACGCAAACAUGAGGAAUGUCUGAACCCAUAGAUCAGCAUGAACGACAGAUGGACGAACAACAUUCUCACAGCCACAUGUCUCUUAUUCUCUAUCUAUUUGAUAUAUUAUAUCUAUUUAUGAAGCAGUGUGGUUGAUGCAGAUCAGGAAAACCUAAUCGACUUAAUCUUUAUGAUGAUUUUGAGCAGAAAUGUACUUUAUUGGCACUGUUACAAGUUCUUUUUACAAACAGUCUAAACCAAAACCUAUCCUCCAAAAUUACUUUAUCGAAUUCAUUUAAAUAUUCAUGUUUUAAUGGACUUCAUGAAGAGUAAUGCCAUAUUUAACUUUUGACAUGUAUGUAAAAAGACAGUAGGGGAUAGACUUUCAAUCUCAUCAAAGGUUUGAAUUGUUGUUUAGAUUGGCGAUGAUGAUUGCGCAACAGUUGAUACAUUGAAAAUGUUCAGUAGACAAAAAAACUCCUGAAACUCAAGUUGUGGAAACUAGAUCUAAGAGUUUUAUAUACUGAAUGCAAUCACUCACAGCCUUGUUUUUAUUCCCUUCUUUAAUUAAAUAUGGCGCUUCUGUGACUAAGGUCUAUAAUUCAGUGUAGCAUGUAUGUUUAUGGGACCAGAUAAAAAAGAUGAUGCAACACUAGGCUUUUGCCAUCUCUUUUUGUUUUGUUUAUUUUUGUACUAUUGUCUCCAAAACACACUGUUGCUUUGAAAUGUUUUUGUACAUAAUAUUAUCUACAACAUAACUUGUGCUCCCAUUUAAUUAAAUCAACAUGGAUGUGUUUUAUUGCUCUCAUGGAUCUAAAAUAUCAUGACACCUCUCUGUGGAUGUGCAAAUAUAUCUCACAAUGGAGUGUUUAUUUAAUUGUAAUGAUCUGUUAUAAAACCAUAGAGAAUAUCAUAUGAAAUAGCAGCAUGUUAUUUAAUUGUCUCUGUAAUAUCCAUGUAAGAAGUGUUAUGAAGUUUAAUAUCUAAGAUCUCUACAUUAAGCAUGAAUAAACUUAUGAAA